Populus trichocarpa (black cottonwood) is the source of this 1776-nucleotide messenger RNA. Its product is annotated as probable receptor-like protein kinase At1g11050. The record is from RefSeq and is a predicted model, not a curated record. Gene Ontology annotation, biological process: protein phosphorylation. Bases 312 to 1739 code for a protein of 475 amino acids. Gene Ontology annotation, molecular function: protein kinase activity; ATP binding. Lineage: Eukaryota; Viridiplantae; Streptophyta; Magnoliopsida; Malpighiales; Salicaceae. The transcript is spliced from 2 exons.
GCCUGAGACUACAAGAGGUAGCCAUAUCAAGACUAGCCUACAAAAUACUUCAAAUCACCAUUUUAUGAAAACAACAUUGCUUAGUAGACCAAUGCCUGAAAAAAUCUAAAGCCAAAGCAGAACACAAAAGAGGACAGGUUGAGGCUGAUUUCCAAAGCCUAAGAAUAGGAAGAAGUUCACCUUCAUUUCCAGUCGAGCAUACGAACAGAACAUGAGAAAAAUAAAAACGAAAGGCCACACCAACUAUCACGACCCGAAUCCCGGGUUCAUGACCGGUAAUACAGGAGCGGUGUUAGAAGGAUACUCCAUCUAUGAGCAAAGUAAAAACAGCUUGUGCUUCUUGUCUUAGAGCUGGUUUUACAGUACAGUCGUUGUUGGUGUAUGCUGAUGGUAAUCAAACUCAUGCUCAAGAUUGUUUUUACUUUGCUGUUCUUUAUGCUGCUGGUAUUGUUAACGAGUUUGGUCCUGAAAGUGAUGGUGUUGUUUCAUGUAUAUUUGGUUUGGAAUUGAAUUCAAGUGUUGGUUCAGCUAGCAAUUCUCAUUCUGCUCUUGUUUUUGGCUUGACUUGUGCUGGUGUUGCUAUUUUCGUAAUCUCUAGUUUGUUAGGAUUGUAUCUUUGGUAUGAUAAGAAAUGGGAACAACAAGGGUCUAGGCCUAAACUGAGGCCGAAUACAGGGUCAAUUUGGUUUAAAAUUCAGGAUCUUGAGAAGGCAACAGACAAUUUCUCGCAGAAGAAUUUUAUUGGGAGAGGCGGGUUUGGUUUUGUUUACAAGGGGGUUUUAUCUGAUGGGACUGUGGUGGCUGUUAAAAGGGUUAUAGAAUCUGAUUUUAAAGGUGAUGCAGAGUUUUGCAAUGAGGUUGAGAUUAUUAGCAACUUGAAGCACAGGAAUUUGGUGCCACUCAGAGGGUGCUGUGUGAUUGACGAUGAUGUAAAUUCUGAUGAGAGAGGCAAUCAGAGGUAUCUUGUUUGUGAUUACAUGUCAAAUGGGAAUCUUGAUGACCAUUUAUUUCCAUCAUCGGUUAAUCAAAUUCAAAAGCAAUUGUUAAGUUGGCCUCAAAGAAAGAGCAUAAUUUUGGAUGUGGCAAGGGGAUUAGCUUAUUUGCACUAUGGAGUCAAGCCUGGAAUAUAUCAUAGAGAUAUCAAGGGGACAAAUAUAUUGUUAGAUGCUGAUAUGAGAGCAAGAGUUGCCGAUUUUGGGUUGGCAAAGCAAAGUAGGGAAGGGCAGUCUCAUCUUACUACAAGAGUGGCUGGAACUCAUUGGUACUUAGCACCCGAAUAUGCUCUUUAUGGUCAACUGACUGAGAAGAGCGAUGUUUAUAGCUUUGGGGUGGUUGUUUUGGAGAUAAUGUGUGGGAGAAAAGCUCUUGAUUUGUCUUCUUCAGGGUCACCUCGUGCGUUGUUGAUCACAGACUGGGCCUGGUCAUUGGUGAAAGCUGGAAAAGUGGAACAGGCUUUGGAUGCUUCUUUGUUGAGAGGUGGUGAUUCUUCAAACUCAAAUCCGAAGGGGACAAUGGAAAGGUUUGUGCUGGUUGGGAUUUUGUGUGCUCAUAUAAUGGUGGCUCUAAGGCCAACCAUUCUGGAUGCGCUGAAAAUGUUAGAAGGAGAUAUUGAAGUUCCACAGAUUCCAGAUCGACCAGUGCCUCUUGGGCACCCUUCGUUCCAAGCUGAUGGCAAUAAUUUCAGCAUCUCACCAGUAUUGAGUGGACCAAAAUUACAGUCUGGAGACAUGCUUAGGUAAGCACUAAUGUCCUUAAAUGUCUUUCUUCUGCAUUACC